Molecule: messenger RNA, 2469 nt
Organism: Aspergillus ruber CBS 135680
Lineage: Eukaryota; Fungi; Ascomycota; Eurotiomycetes; Eurotiales; Aspergillaceae
Product: DUF323 domain protein
Exons: 6
Coding region: 1-2469 (822 amino acids)
Source: RefSeq, a predicted model, not a curated record
AUGUCUCCAUCACUACGCCUCCCAACGGAUGUUCCAAUUGUCGAUAUCCGCCAGAGCAAUGUGAGCUUUUCUCUGGCAAAUGAUAUCCAAAAGGGCAUUAACCCCCCCGAGGGUACACCUCGGUCAAUGCCCACCAUGCUGCUUUACGACGCCGAAGGGCUCAAGUUGUUUGAGCGCAUUACUUAUCUGGACGAAUACUAUUUGACCAAUGCAGAGAUUGAGGUUUUGACCAAUAAUGCGAGAAGGCUCGUUGAGAGGAUUCCAAAUGAUGCGCAAUUGUUGGAGUUGGGAAGUGGGAAUCUCCGGAAAAUUGAGAUUUUGCUCAAAGAGUUCGAGCGUGCUGGUAAGCAUGUCGACUACUUUGCGCUUGAUCUGUCCUUGUCCGAACUCCAGCGUACCUUUGCCGAAGUCUCAACCGAAGAAUACGAGCAUGUGGGAUUACACGGUCUGCAUGGUACCUACGACGAUGCUGUCACUUGGCUAAGCGCCCCCGAGAAUCGAAUGCGGCCAACAGCGGUUAUGUCAAUGGGUUCGUCUAUUGGGAAUUUUAGUCGCAUAGAAGCGGCCGAGUUUCUAGGACGUUUCGCUAAACUCAUGACGCCAUCUGACGUGAUGAUUAUCGGCCUGGAUGGCUGCAAGGACCCGAACAAAGUGUACAAAGCUUAUAAUGACUCGGAGGGUGUCACUCGUCGAUUCUAUGAGAACGGUCUGGUACAUGCAAAUAAAGUGCUGGGAUAUGAAGCAUUCAAGCCGUCUGAGUGGAAGAUCGUGACCAAUUUUGAUGCUGUCACAGGACAACACCAGGCUUUCUACUCCCCUACCCAGGAUGUCAUCAUCAAUGGGGUUGCACUACCCAAAGGCGAAAAGCUUGUCUUUGAAGAAGCGACUAAAUAUGGCCCUGAGGAGCGAGAUCAAUUAUGGAGAGCUGCUGGUCUGAUCCAAGGUUCAGAACUGGCGAAUAAAUCAGAUGACUAUCAUAUUCAUGUACUUUCAUCCGCGGCGCUUGACUUGCCGACACAGCCUUCCCAGUAUGCUGCACACUCAAUCCCGAGCUUAAGCGACUAUCAAUCAUUAUGGACUGCAUGGGAUACUGCAACAAAGUCCAUGAUCCCUCGUGAGGACCUCCUAUCCAAACCUAUCAAGCUGCGGAAUGCGUUAGUUUUCUAUCUGGGACACAUUCCUACCUUUUCGGAUAUCCAUUUGACCCGAGCGCUGCGAAGCAAACCUACCGAACCGAAGAACUAUCAGUUGAUUUUUGAGCGCGGUAUCGACCCCGAUGUAGAGGACCCUGAGCAAUGUCACUCUCACAGCGAAAUCCCAGACGAAUGGCCCCCACUGGGUGAAAUCCUGGAUUACCAAGAGAGAGUCAGGAGUCGCGUUAAGUCGGUUUUGGAACGCGGGGAUCUGGUCUACAACAGGUGCCUUGCUGAGGCUCUCUGGAUUGGCUUUGAGCAUGAGAUCAUGCACCUUGAAACCUUCCUUUACAUGCUUCUUCAGAGCGAAAGAACGCUCCCCCCUCCGGCUGCCGGCCAGCCGGAUUUUGGGAAGAUGUAUCUCGAUGCCAGGAAUGAAGCGAAACCCAACAAGUGGUUCACUGUUCCGGAGCAGACUCUGACAAUUGGCCUGGACGACUCUGAUGAGAGCGCAGUACCCCGGGCCUCAUUCGGAUGGGACAAUGAGAAGCCCUCCCGGAUUGCAAGGGUACAUGCAUUCGAAGCACAGGGCCGGCCUGUGACAAAUGGCGAAUACGCCAAAUACAUGCAAGCCAACGAACUUCGCGAGAUGCCGGCAUCUUGGAUUCUGACGCAUGGAAAUGAGGAUUACCCCAUACCUGAAGCAGUCAACGGACAUAGUGUCGCUGCCACGAAGGAUUUCAUGUCCAACUUUGCAGUGCGCACUGUCUAUGGUUCUGUGCCUCUAGAGGUCGCCCAGGACUGGCCGGUGAUUGCUUCGUACUGUGAGCUUUCUAAGUAUGCUGAGUGGACGGGUUGCAGAAUCCCGACUUUUGAGGAGACUAGGAGCAUCUACAGCUACGCGACUCGGUUGAAGAAAGAGAGGCGACACAACGUGGCAAAUGGUCACAGCAAUGGGGCUAAUGGAGUCGCAAAUGGAAACGGCUAUAGCAAGAGCUCUCAGCCAGUCUAUGUUGAUCUCGACGGUUGCAAUGUUGGGUUCAAGCACUGGCAUCCGACGCCCGUCAUUCAGAACGGUGACAAGCUUGCCGGCCAGUCUGAAAUGGGAGGUGUCUGGGAGUGGACCAGUACACCGCUUGCUCCUCAUGACGGCUUCAAGUCCAUGGAGAUCUAUCCUGGAUAUACCUCGGAUUUCUUUGACGGAAAGCACAAUAUUAUCCAGGGUGGCUCUUGGGCUACUCAUCCCCGAGUUGCAGGAAGAACAACUUUUGUGAAUUGGUAUCAGCAUAAUUACCCCUAUGCCUGGGCAGGAGCACGUUUGGUGCGCGAUAUCUAA